Bolinopsis microptera is the source of this 978-nucleotide messenger RNA. Its product is annotated as protein PF3D7_1417600-like. Lineage: Eukaryota; Metazoa; Ctenophora; Tentaculata; Lobata; Bolinopsidae. The record is from RefSeq and is a predicted model, not a curated record. Bases 1 to 978 code for a protein of 325 amino acids. The transcript has a single exon.
AUGAACAAGCAAGAUAUGAACAAGCAAGAUAUGAACAAGCAAGAUAUGAACAAGCAAGAUAUGAACAAGCAAGAUAUGAACAAGCAAGAUAUGAACAAGCAAGAUAUGAACAAGCAAGAUAUGAACAAGCAAGAUAUGAACAAGCAAGAUAUGAACAAGCAAGAUAUGAACAAGCAAGAUAUGAACAAGCAAGAUAUGAACAAGCAAGAUAUGAACAAGCAAGAUAUGAACAAGCAAGAUAUGAACAAGCAAGAUAUGAACAAGCAAGAUAUGAACAAGCAAGAUAUGAACAAGCAAGAUAUGAACAAGCAAGAUAUGAACAAGCAAGAUAUGAACAAGCAAGAUAUGAACAAGCAAGAUAUGAACAAGCAAGAUAUGAACAAGCAAGAUAUGAACAAGCAAGAUAUGAACAAGCAAGAUAUGAACAAGCAAGAUAUGAACAAGCAAGAUAUGAACAAGCAAGAUAUGAACAAGCAAGAUAUGAACAAGCAAGAUAUGAACAAGCAAGAUAUGAACAAGCAAGAUAUGAACAAGCAAGAUAUGAACAAGCAAGAUAUGAACAAGCAAGAUAUGAACAAGCAAGAUAUGAACAAGCAAGAUAUGAACAAGCAAGAUAUGAACAAGCAAGAUAUGAACAAGCAAGAUAUGAACAAGCAAGAUAUGAACAAGCAAGAUAUGAACAAGCAAGAUAUUAACAAGCAAGAUAUGAACAAGCAAGAUAUGAACAAGCAAGAUAUGAACAAGCAAGAUAUGAACAAGCAAGAUAUGAACAAGCAAGAUAUGAACAAGCAAGAUAUGAACAAGCAAGAUAUGAACAAGCAAGAUAUGAACAAGCAAGAUAUGAACAAGCAAGAUAUGACCAAGCAAGAUAUGAACAAGCAAGAUAUGAACAAGCAAGAUAUGAACAAGCAAGAUAUGAACAAGCAAGAUAUGAACAAGCAAGAUAUGAACAAGCAAGAUAUGAACAAUAAAUUAUAA